Molecule: messenger RNA, 1149 nt
Organism: Triticum aestivum (bread wheat)
Lineage: Eukaryota; Viridiplantae; Streptophyta; Magnoliopsida; Poales; Poaceae
Product: inactive LRR receptor-like serine/threonine-protein kinase BIR2
Exons: 4
Coding region: 1-1149 (382 amino acids)
Molecular function (GO): protein binding
Source: RefSeq, a predicted model, not a curated record
AUGAAGCAACUGGAGGACAAACAAGGAGCGGAUGCUGAGGUGGAAACCCUCAAGAAAGCGCUGGCUAAGGCCAAGAAGAAAGCGGCAAAGGAGCGAGCCGCCCGUGAAAAACACGAGGCCAGGGUUUGUGAGGUCCAAAACCCCCCGCACCUCCUUCUGCUAGCCCUGGCCCUAGCCCUCACCCUCCCGCCCGCCGCACCGCAGCCGGCGCCGGGGUCGGCGGCGGAGCCGCGGGAGGACGACGCGCGGUGCCUCAAGGGCGUCAAGGCCGACCUCAGGGACCCCGAGGGCCGCCUCACCUCCUGGACCAGCAACACCUCGGCGGGCGCCGUCUGCGACUUCUCCAGCAUCUCCUGCUGGAACCCGCAGGAGUCGCGCAUCCUCGCCGUCUCCCUCUCCGGCUUCGGCCUCCAGGGCAAAAUCCCCCCCGUGCUCCAGUACUGCCGCUCCGCCAACACGCUCGACCUCUCCUCCAACGCGCUCGAGGGCCAGAUACCCCCCGCGCUCUGCGACUGGAUCCCCUUCGUCGUCAACCUCGACCUCUCCGGCAACCGCCUCACCGGCCCGCUCCCCUCCGAGCUCGCCAACUGCCGCUUCCUCAACUCGCUCAAGCUCAGCGACAACGCCUUCUCCGGCCAGAUCCCCGCCUCCCUCGCGCGCCUCGACCGCCUCAAGGCGCUCGACCUCUCCGGGAACCGCCUCGAGGGCCAGAUCCCGUCCCAGCUCGGCUCUGCCUUCUCCAAGGACUCCUUCUCCGGGAACUCGGGCCUCUGCGGCCACCCCGUGUCCUCGCGCUGCGGCAGCGGCCUUGGGGGCACCGGCCUCGGCAUCGUUAUUGCUGCCGAGGUCUUCGGCGCCGCCGCUUCGCUGCUCCUCGCCUUCUUCUUCUGGCGAUGCACCGGGAAGGGCAAGGCUGGCCGCCGCCGCCAGGGCCGCGGAGGAAGCGAGUCGGAGGUCACUGCGACUUAUCCAGAUCGGGCGCCGCCGCGCGUGAGGACGAAGGAGGUGCGGGGGGUUUCUGCAAAAAAAAAUGCCACGUCAGCAGCUGACAGGCGGGCCCUGCCGGCAGCUGCUUCAAUUACAACAUGGGUAUGGACAAUGUUACAAGUGGAAAUGUUGAAACUAUACACUGAUGUUACAGCUAAUUAG